CCAGUGUCCUGCAUCUUUCUCCCUUCCUCAUCGAUGCACUACCUCCUGUAUAGCAGCGACUCAAGCGCUCAAUGCCCUCCAACAGGAAAUGCUGUCUUCCAACACGACAUAGACGCGGUGGUCUAUCUGUCCGGGUCAUAAACACUACCUACCUCAUGGCGAGCAUCAAUGUCAUAGCCUCAUCAGGCCUUUCAAGCAGACGAAUCGACCCCCGUUCUCCUACUUAUUGAAUAGAAGGGUACUCUUAUUAUCAGCGCUGGUCCUGCCUGCGGCUGCCGAAGCACCAUAUUGGGCCGUGAUCGUGCGCUGACCUGCCGACCAAUGUGCAAUUGUUCCCCAAAUGCGGGCAGUAUAUGAGGGCCGUGCUUUGAGCAGUAUGUCCUUUCUUUCACCCAAUACAUCCCAGCACAAUCUCGAGCACAAGCGCCUUUCAACCAAAGACAAUCCACCACCCUCAUCACCCAACCAUGUCGAUCCAUGCCUCCCCUGCGUUCGCCCUCGCCAACAAGACCUUCACGUCCUCCCUGGACGCCUUUGGGCUGCGGCGUCCGGCGAGCGGACCUGUCGAUCACGAUGCUAGGCAUGCCGCCGCGGAUGCCUUCCUUGAUAGCAUAGACACUAGCGAUCGCAUUCCCAAAGAGAGCUCCGGCUCGCGCAGACACAUCUUCGACGUCGACUUCCCCACCACCGCGCCACUCGAACCUGCCACGGGCCCCAACUCCGUGUCCCUUGGUACUCGGAGACGGGGCCCUCGUACGCGAGCCAAUGCCACCAGUCAGCCUCCUCCCGAAGUGAUUGCCAUACGCGAUGACCCUCUGGCCUCUUCCAUGAAUGAGGAUACUGCCCCAGCUGCCCUACCCUUCUCCCUCACGCAGCCUGUGAACGCUCCUCAAUUGGCCUUUAGCGCCUCAGCACCACCGUCCUCCGUCCCUAUCAGUGCAUUCAUGGUCAAUCCCGACGUACCGCGCCCACCCGUAGUCAGUGCCUUCCCGCCAGCUCAAACCAGCGCGGUCUCGGGUACCAGUACAAGUGCAUCCUCUCCUGCGUCUGCAAGCACAAGUGCCUUCCAUCCCACGACCUCGAACGUCGCCUCAGCUUUCUCUGCUUUCAACUCCAACGCAAACUCUCCAGCUACCACGUCUAGCUCCGCCCCUUCGACGUCUACUAGUGCCUUCGCUUCGUCGUCGACUAGCACCUUCGCAACGAACUCGAAUUCGACCAUCAAGUCAGCCUUCGCCACUGAUGCCUCCGCAUUUGGCAUGAAGAGCAACACGACAAGUGCGUUCGGAAUCCGCAAGAGCGCUUUCGCGACGAAUGGCACCACGCUCGCCAGCAACACCACUACCACCGCCUUCCCUUCUUCGGCCAGCGCGUUCGGGUUGUCGAGCACCCGGGCUGUGGCUGACUUCAAGGCCUUCGCUAAACACAGCGAUAUCGACGACGACGCGAUGGACACAACACCUGACUCGCACAUCUACUACAAGCCCCCUGCCUUCAGCUUUGUGGUGAAUCAGUUCGCGCGAAGAUUCCAGCCCUUCGUACCCCCGCCUCUACAUCCACCACCACCACCCCCGCGGCCGACGCAGGCGCCCACGUUAGGUUUCAUCCAGCGACUAGAGGCUUCACUGGCUGCUCAGUACGCGACUUCCAGCGGCGGUGAAACCUCUACAGCCCACUGUCCCCAACGCCUCUCAGCCCACGAAUCCAUCCCACCUCCGCAAGCGCCUAUCAUGGACGAGAUCAUCAAGCGCAACUACACUACAGCAGACACGCCUGUCUCGCAAAGUCUCCCGCCGCGCAAGGACAAUCCUCUCCUUGCUCCGCCCGCCGAAAACAGGAGGCUCAGGUUCCAAGAACGACGUGAAGCGGCGAGACGCGGGUACUGCCAGGCCGAGCGUCGCGAGUACCAACGACAAGCAGAGCUGCUUGAGCGUCAGCAACGCCGUAGCCGGCGAUGUGGCACGUGGGAUGACCUCCCGCAUGCGGAGAUCCCGCCGUGCAUGCUCCCCGAGAGGACGAGGAAGAUGCUCGCGACCAUGGCGGCUGAGACAAGGAAGGUAGCCUUGGAGAAGAAGACGUCGAGUGAACGGCUCUCCAGACGCUGUCAUCUUACAGAAGUCGGUCCCCGUCUGCUAUCUGCUGCUUGUUCAGCACCCAGGAUAGUUAGAGGAUUUUUGUAGGUGUGAGUUUGAGCAGCAGGGCUGUACAGUAGUCUUGGUUUGUUUCGAUUUGGAUUGCAGGUUCUUCGCUCUUCCCUGUUGCUUGGUGUAUUAGGGUGUUUCACGUUCAGGUCGCCCGCCUUUUUUCGAGUCCUUUUCUGAGCUCUUUUUCGAACGCGUUUUCGGCAUGUC
Messenger RNA from Schizophyllum commune H4-8, 2351 nucleotides. RefSeq lists its product as uncharacterized. NCBI's taxonomy places the organism in Eukaryota, Fungi, Basidiomycota, Agaricomycetes, Agaricales, Schizophyllaceae. The transcript is spliced from 4 exons. The record is from RefSeq and is a predicted model, not a curated record. The coding region runs from base 468 to 2180 and encodes 570 amino acids.